UAUCACUGUAAACCGGUGGCUAGGAUCCUCCCCCUUUCCAAUUCGACUCGAUAUCUUUACGGCCAGUAGUCAAAGUGGAUUAACGAUGCCUUCGGACGACGAGCGCAGUGUGAGCGACGUGAGCGACGUGGAGGAGGAGGUGCAGACCCCGCCGGAGGAGGUCGAGGACUGCAGCAACUCAGAUGUGGUCACCAAGUACAAACUGGCGGCCGAGAUCGCGCAGUCGGCGCUGCAGGGCGUGCUCUCGCAGCUCGAGGCUGGUAAGGACGUGGUGGAGCUGUGCAAGUUCGGCGAUCUGAUCGUGGAGCAGCGCUGCGCCGGCAUCUUCAAGAGCAAGAAGGUGGACAAGGGAGUGGCCUUCCCCACAUCCAUCUCGGUCAACGAGAUCCUGUGCCACUACUCGCCUCUGGCCAAUGAGUCCAUGACUGUGAAGGCCGGCGACUGGGUCAAGAUCGACCUGGGCUGCCACAUUGAUGGCUACAUUGCCGUCGUGGCCCACACGGCUAUCGUUCCCGCCGAGGGCUCGGCUGCUGACGCCGAGUUCCCUGAGCUUAAGGGCGAGGAGGCCGACGUGCUCAAGUGUGCCCACGACGCUGUGGAGCUGUGCGCGCGCCUUAUUAAGCCUGGCAACACCAACUUGCAGGUGACUGAGGCGCUGACGAAGCUCGAGGAGUCGUACGGCGUUAAGAGUCUGCAGGGAACGCUUAUGCACCAGCUGAAGCGCUUCGUGAUCGACGGCAACAAGAUCAUUGCCCAGAAGAUGGACGUGGAGAAUCGUACCCCCAAGGUUACGUUCGAGCCCAAUGAGGUGUACACUAUUGAUGUGUGCUACACCACCGGCGGUGACAAGCCCGUGAACAGCGAGCGCCGCACCACGGUGUUCAAGCGCCAGGUGGACAAGCAGUACCGUCUCAAGAUGAAGGCUUCGCGUUAUGUCUUCAAGGAGAUCAACAACAAGUUCCCCACUCUGCCCUUCACCAUUCGCGCCUUUGAGGACGAGAGCCAGGCUCGUAUGGGUGUCGUCGAGUGCGUCAAGCACGACCUGCUGCAGGCGUACCCUAUCCUGGAGGGCCGCGAGGGCGAUAAGGUGGCUCACUUUAAGGUUACGGUGCUGCUGCUGCCUAACGGCACCACUAAGAUCACGGGCCUCCCAUUCCCCAGUGACAAGGUGCACUCGGAGAAGACCGUAGACGACGAGACUGCCAAGAUUCUUGCUACUUCUUUGAAGAAGAAGAACAAGAAGAAGAAGAAGAAAACGACCGCUUAAGGUCGUCACUUCUGCUGUCCUCGUCGCUGCUUAGCGGAUGAUGAUGCUGCAGCGAGAGACUUGGCGAUGCUUCAUUCCUUUCAGGUUGAAAUCGACGGCGAAGCAAGCGAAUCGGGGAAAAUCAAAGUCGUAGCGUGGGUUCUCGUCCUUCUUCUUUUCCUUGCGGCUGCUGCCGCAGCAGCGAAGGAGGAAGCCAAUAGCUCGUUUCUUCGGAAAGCAAUAAAAUAUUUCCUUUUCCCCUUGGACGGUUGUGCUAUC
Messenger RNA from Phytophthora nicotianae INRA-310, 1525 nucleotides. RefSeq names its product DNA-binding protein, 42 kDa. The coding region runs from base 86 to 1267 and encodes 393 amino acids. The record is from RefSeq and is a predicted model, not a curated record. NCBI's taxonomy places the organism in Eukaryota, Oomycota, Peronosporomycetes, Peronosporales, Peronosporaceae. The transcript has a single exon.